UUUCGAAAUUGGCAAGCGGAUUAACGAAGAUGCUAAAUAAAUUUGGAAUGGAACUGUGAAAAUGGACGAGAAGAAACCGAAUGAGAUUUACCACAUUUACGAGAUAAGGUGAUUCGGUCCGAAAUGAAACGGAAGUAUAACGGAAGUGUGGAGUAACAAUGAACGAAGUAACGAACGGUUCCGAAACUAAUUUCACGGAUUUCGAGUUCGCGAACGCUAGUGAUGUGAAUGGUACGGUGGUUGGUGAUGUAGAGGUGAACAACUGGUGGGCGUUCAUAGCUGUGAUUCUAGUGGUGUGUACGGCAGCUGGAAAUGUGCUGGUGUGCCUCGCGAUAUACCUGGAGAGGCGGCUGCAGAACGUCACCAACUAUUUCCUGAUGUCGCUCGCGAUCACCGAUCUGCUGGUGUCGAUACUGGUGAUGCCCUUGGGAAUCCUGACGCUUCAUAGAGGGUACUUCCCCCUCCCCGCGGUGUACUGCCUGACUUGGGUGUGCCUGGACGUGCUGCUGUGUACCGCCUCCAUCAUGCAUCUGUGCACCAUCAGCGUCGACAGGUACCUGUCACUGCGGUAUCCGAUGCGGUUCGGUCGGAACAAGACGCGGAAGAGGGUGACCAUCAAAAUAGCCUUCGUGUGGAUACUGUCCACAGCAAUGAGCCUGCCCCUGAGCCUUAUGUACUCGAAGGACAAGCAGUCAGUGCUCAUCGGGGGCUCCUGCCAGAUCCCCGACCCGCUGUACAAGGCGAUCGGCUCAGUGAUCUCCUUCUACAUCCCCCUGGGUGUGAUGUUGCUGACUUACGCGCUGACGGUCCAGCUGCUGGCGCGGCAGAGGAAGGGCCUGGGACAGGGAUGGGCGGCGGGUUGGCUCGGUGGGGUUCCUAUCGAACGCCGCUGCACCUGGAAGCGGUUCCUCAGCCCCCGCGGCGGGACCCCGCAGCACUCCGCCGCUUCCACCGAGACCGAACUACCCAUAGACACCAGGGACUUGUGGAUACAGGACUCCAGCGAGCCCGCGCCGUCCGCCAUGAGUGCACUGCAUCAUUUCGGUGCUGAGAUGUUGCGACUGUCCCGCGGCUUGGAGGCGUCAGCGUCCAAACCGUCUUACAAAGGGACGAACAUCUCCGAACGUGGUGGGAUGCUCACGCCAGGUUCCAUGAGCGUCUCCUCCAGCUCUCCAUCAUCCAUGCAUCAGGAUAAGCGAAGACUGUCAACUGCAGACCCCAGUCCACUCAACAGACCAAGAAGCGCGUCAGACGAUGAAAGCAAUGACGGCCUACUAGCUCCUGUCACAUUGACGGCCAAGUCCCGAAGCUCGGAGGACGGUCUGCUACUGCCUCCGCCAUGUACGUGCCCCUAUUUUGGAUCAGACUCAACACCACCCAAACGAACCACCGAAGUCAUUAUAGUACCGGGAGGAGACAUAAAUGGAUGCAACGGGUACACCAGAAAUGGUACCAUGAAGGAUGAACCUUCAACCCCGUUCUUUAGGAGAUCCAGCCGCGGCGCAUCCUCAAUAGUGACAUGGGAGGAAGCGAGAAGGUUUAGACGUGGUUCCAGCUUCGGUGCCAGAACUGCAUUAUCAACGCCUUCUAGAACUAUCCGUAGACAACGAUCGAUCAACAAUCGCCAGCAGACUUCUGUGAAUCCGAGUCCUCAGAGACAGACUCCAAGGACUCAUCACUCGAGAAAUUCCAGCGUGAUCUCUCGAAAUUCAUCACGCCACGGAAGAAUUCUUCGACUGGAGCAAAAAGCGACGAAAGUGUUGGGUGUCGUGUUUUUCACGUUCGUCGUGCUCUGGGCGCCAUUUUUCAUUCUCAACAUGGUGCCGGCAAUCUGCCCGGAAUGUGAGCGCAGGAUCCCCGGCUGGGUUUUCGACUGCGUGCUGUGGUUGGGCUACGCGAGCUCAAUGGUCAACCCGAUCUUCUACACCAUAUUCAACAAGGUGUUCAGGCAGGCCUUCAAGAAGGUGCUGCUGUGUCAAUACUUCAAGGCGAAGAGAUAGCCGGCACCCUGGGAGCGCGUGAGGCCGGCGUCAGACCCUGGCCUCACGGCGCUCUCAGUCAAUAGGAACGUUCGAUCGCAAUUCGUCUAACCUUCAUAGUAUGCAGUGUUCCUCCAGUGUGAAGGUUUAUCUAAUUUAUCUUUAUAUAGCGUUGAGAUCCUUCCAAUUUUAGAGGGAAUGCUUAUCUUUAUUUCGCUUUAAUGUCUAUUAAGCAAUAUCGACAAUUUUUCAAAUCACCAUCAUCAAAGAUAGGAUCAGCUUAGACAGCAACUCGAGUUUGUCGUUAAGGAAUUUGAUCAAAGUCAUCCAAAAAUUUUAUCGAAUUACUUUAU
This is a messenger RNA of Aricia agestis (brown argus), 2332 nucleotides long. It is a transcript of the gene 5-HT2B, whose product is annotated as 5-hydroxytryptamine receptor 2C. The transcript is spliced from 8 exons. Gene Ontology annotation, molecular function: G protein-coupled receptor activity. The record is from RefSeq and is a predicted model, not a curated record. Bases 159 to 2000 code for a protein of 613 amino acids. NCBI's taxonomy places the organism in Eukaryota, Metazoa, Arthropoda, Insecta, Lepidoptera, Lycaenidae. Gene Ontology annotation, cellular component: membrane. Gene Ontology annotation, biological process: adenylate cyclase-activating adrenergic receptor signaling pathway.